AGGAUGAAGCGGGUAAUCUCGCGUGACUUCACUCAGAGUGGGUUUGUUGCUGGUGUGUGGAGCGGAGAGCUGCAUCAAUUUAAAGAAAAGCUGCUUUUUCCUCACAGCCGCUUUGUGAUUUUUGUAAAACGACCUUGGAUUUAGGACAGCGUCAGACUUGUCCUUCACCUGUUCCCUACCUGUCCGCUGUAGCUUCAGACGCAGAGAGUCUCAUGGCGCUCCGACGAGGACACAUCCGGUACCUGAAGGUGUGUGAGGUGCAGUCGUCUCAGAGCGAUGUUGGGCCACACACCCCUAAAGGAGGAGCUGCAAUGGAGCUGUACAAUAACGGGUACAGCGAGCAUAUUAUGGAGGAUGAAGAUGCCAGAACCAACCUGAUUGUAAACUACCUUCCUCAAAGCAUGAGCCAGGAUGAGCUGAGGAGCCUUUUCAGCAGCGUGGGCGAUGUUGAGUCGGCCAAGCUGAUCCGCGACAAGGUGGCAGGCCACAGUUUAGGUUACGGCUUUGUUAACUUUGUUAACCCUAGUGAUGCAGAGAGGGCUAUCAGUACCCUCAAUGGCCUGAGGCUACAGUCUAAAACUAUCAAGGUUUCGUUUGCACGGCCGAGUUCGGAUACAAUCAAAGACGCUAACUUGUACAUCAGCGGGCUGCCGAGGAACCUUAGCCAGACUGACCUGGAGGACAUGUUUGCUCGCUUUGGACGCAUCAUCAACUCCAGAGUGCUGGUCGACCAGGCCUCAGGCGGCUCAGGUAUGUCCCGGGGCGUUGCCUUCAUCCGAUUUGAUAAGAGGGCAGAGGCGGAAGACGCUGUCAAACACCUGAACGGCCACACCCCUCCUGGAAGCUCUGAGCCAAUAACAGUCAAGUUUGCUGCCAACCCCAAUCAAGCUAGGAACUCCCAGAUGGUGUCACAGAUGUAUCAUGGCCAAUCGAGGCGCUAUGGAGGACCUGUCCAUCACCAGGCCCAGAGGUUCAGGUUUUCUCCAAUGAGUGUGGAUCACAUGAGCGGGGGAGGAGGAGUCUCAGGGAGCUCGUCCUCCGGUUGGUGCAUCUUCAUUUAUAACCUGGGUCAGGACGCAGAUGAGGCUAUCCUGUGGCAGAUGUUUGGACCAUUCGGCGCCGUCAUCAACGUGAAGGUGAUCCGAGAUUUCAACACCAACAAGUGCAAAGGGUUUGGCUUCGUUACCAUGACGAACUACGAGGAGGCCGCAAUGGCGAUCCACAGCCUGAAUGGGUACCGGCUGGGAGACAAAGUCCUGCAGGUGUCCUUCAAAACCAGCAAAGGACACAAGUAGAGAUCAAUAAGAGGGAGGAGGGGGGAUGGAAA
Molecule: messenger RNA, 1327 nt
Organism: Notolabrus celidotus (New Zealand spotty)
Lineage: Eukaryota; Metazoa; Chordata; Actinopteri; Labriformes; Labridae
Product: ELAV-like protein 1
Exons: 8
Coding region: 213-1295 (360 amino acids)
Cellular component (GO): ribonucleoprotein complex
Molecular function (GO): RNA binding
Source: RefSeq, a predicted model, not a curated record